AUGGACCGCAGCAAAGGCGCGCGUCGCGCCCCCCUCCCCCGCCGCCGGCUGCGCCUCCCCCUGCUCCGCGCCCAGCCCCCCGCCCUCCGCAGCAGCAGCAGCAGCAGCAGCAGCAGCAGCAGCAGCAGCGGAGGACAGCAGCUAAGGGUGGCGGACCUGCGCGCGGAGUCGCUGUGGACGCUGGACUCGGAGGCCCUCGAGUCUUCGCUGCUGCUGCCGCCGGGCGUUCGCCUCGAAAUUGAAUUUCCGACGGAGUUCCAUUCCUUCAUGGAAAUCGACAGAGUCCGCGUGGCCAGCAAGCUCGAGCUCCAGAGGGCCCUCCACAAGCUCACCACCUUCGCCCAGCAGCUCAACAA
This is a messenger RNA of Eimeria tenella, 356 nucleotides long. Its product is annotated as SET domain-containing protein, putative. NCBI's taxonomy places the organism in Eukaryota, Apicomplexa, Conoidasida, Eucoccidiorida, Eimeriidae. The record is from RefSeq and is a predicted model, not a curated record. The annotation marks the transcript as partial. The transcript is spliced from 3 exons.